This is a messenger RNA of Nelumbo nucifera (sacred lotus), 1169 nucleotides long. It is a transcript of the gene SEP3, whose product is annotated as K-box region and MADS-box transcription factor family protein. Gene Ontology annotation, molecular function: protein dimerization activity; RNA polymerase II transcription regulatory region sequence-specific DNA binding; DNA-binding transcription factor activity. Gene Ontology annotation, biological process: positive regulation of transcription by RNA polymerase II. Lineage: Eukaryota; Viridiplantae; Streptophyta; Magnoliopsida; Proteales; Nelumbonaceae. The record is from RefSeq and is a predicted model, not a curated record. Gene Ontology annotation, cellular component: nucleus.
CAAAAAAGGGCGCAAAGAGUUGGAAGCUCAACAGCUCUCGCACUAUAAAUACCUUACUAAGCUGUGAAAAGCAAAAUCACUUAUCUUUCUACGAUUCCAUUCCCCGAUCCUUUCACUCUGCCAUUAUUUUGUUUUCUGACCUGAAAUGGGGAGAGGUAGGGUUGAGCUGAAGAGGAUCGAGAACAAGAUCAAUCGGCAGGUCACCUUUGCAAAACGAAGAAAUGGUCUUUUGAAGAAAGCUUACGAGCUUUCCGUUCUUUGUGAUGCUGAGGUUGCUCUGAUAAUCUUCUCCAAUAGAGGAAAGUUGUACGAGUUCUGCAGCAGUUCGAGCAUGAUCAAGACGCUCGAAAGGUAUCAAAAAUGCAACUAUGGAGCACCAGAGACAACUAUAUCCACAAGGGAGUCAGAGGAGCUGAGUUGUCAGCAGGAAUAUCUGAAACUAAAAGCACGAGUUGAGGCGCUACAGCGGUCACAGAGGAAUCUCUUGGGAGAAGACCUGGGCCCACUAAGUGGCAAGGAGCUUGAGUCACUGGAGAGGCAGCUGGAUAUGUCGUUGAAGCAGAUCAGAUCAACACGGACCCAAUACAUGCUUGAUCAGCUUGCAGAUCUUCAAAGAAGGGAGCAAAUGCUUAGCGAAGCUAACAGGGCAUUGAAACGGCGGUUUGAAGAAGGAAGUCAGGCAAAUGCACAUCAGUGGGACCCCAAUGUGCAUGGUUAUGGACGGCAUCCAGCCCAAACACAAGGCGAAGGUUUCUUUCAUCCUGUAGAGUGUGAGCCCACGCUACAAAUUGGGUACCAGCCUGAUCAAAUAACGGUUGCAGCACCAGGGCCAAGUGUUAGUUAUAUGCCUGGGUGGCUGGCAUGAUCAGAAGAGUAGCGUCAACUUUGUGGUAUGUAUCCCCUUGAUAAGCAGUACAUUUUAUGUUCUUUGGACACAACAGAACGCGGACAAAUUGCAUAAGUGCUUCACUUAUUGUGUUCUUUAAUGAAGAAAUCCACGUAGUUCAUUCAUAUAAAGAACUCUUUAUCAAGGGAGAACUUUAAAAGUUAUCUCUGUAUUGUGUAUGUAUGUUUACAAUCUCCUUUGCAAAGGCUACUCUUAUUUCAUCUUAGCUUUCUGGGUCUUAGCGAAAUCAAUCAAUGUCUGUAUGUCUUGAUUUGUUGCAAAA